AUUCGAUAGGCUCUGCAAGAUGCUUCUGACGCCCUCGGCUACGACUCCAACAAUCCGGACGCUAGAGAGGAUGCCAUGCGGCGGCACGUCAGCGAAGAGAAUGGGCGCGGGAUAGCAAGUAUGACAGGAGAGGAGAUAGAGCAGGAGAGAAAAGACAUUGUGGAACAAUUUGGCACUGGCGUUGGUGAUAUGUCAAGGACGCUAUGGAACGAAGGUUGCAGAGACAGCUUCAAGACUUUUCGCCCUUUGAAUCAUUAGAUUUAGCGCUGGUCCGACUCAUACCCAAAUUUAUUGUUACAACUUCGAUGGGCUCCUCGCAAACACCCUCCAUACGAUAUUAAGG
This is a messenger RNA of Serpula lacrymans var. lacrymans S7.9, 343 nucleotides long. RefSeq lists its product as uncharacterized. The transcript is spliced from 2 exons. The record is from RefSeq and is a predicted model, not a curated record. Lineage: Eukaryota; Fungi; Basidiomycota; Agaricomycetes; Boletales; Serpulaceae. Bases 76 to 258 code for a protein of 60 amino acids.